Aspergillus terreus NIH2624 is the source of this 1110-nucleotide messenger RNA. RefSeq names its product mitochondrial ATPase complex subunit ATP10. The record is from RefSeq and is a predicted model, not a curated record. NCBI's taxonomy places the organism in Eukaryota, Fungi, Ascomycota, Eurotiomycetes, Eurotiales, Aspergillaceae. Gene Ontology annotation, cellular component: mitochondrial inner membrane. Gene Ontology annotation, biological process: mitochondrial proton-transporting ATP synthase complex assembly. The coding region runs from base 1 to 1110 and encodes 369 amino acids. The transcript is spliced from 2 exons.
AUGUGGAAACGCACGAUGCUCCUUUCCUCGUUCACAGAAGCGUCCCUCCUCCAGGGCGGACGUUGUCUCAGCUGCCAAUUCCGCGGCGCGACUCUCCGGACGAGACCAUCUCUCCGGUACUACGCCAGCACCACCAGCAACGCAAGCAAUGCGAAGUCGACGUCCAAUGCACCAAAACCCGUCGCAUCCAACAAAGUCCAAUUCAACCAGAACCCUUCUCCGUCGUCCUCCAAACAACCGUCCUCCGCCCCAGAACCCGGCGAUGAAGACUUCGUCCCCCCAAGUCUCGACCGACCCAUCGGCACCGGGAUUCCUCCCCAAGAAGGGCAAAACACAGGCGUCGACGAACGCACGCUCCGCCAGAGACGUGACGACUUCGUCAACUAUGACCGGCAUCUCGAGCGACGCAAGGAACUGACGAGACAAGUCGCCAAACCGUAUUUCCGCGAAUGGUCGAACAUGCGCUACCACGAGGGCAAGACUUUCAUAUCCAACCCGCGACUAUUCAAGCGCGACAAGGCGCUCUACUUCCCCAACAUGUACGGCAUCACGCUGGCGUCGCCGAAAGAACCGCAGAACACCACGUCCGUCCUGCGCGGCCGCAUCUCCGUCGUGAACCUGUUCUCCAGCGUCUGGGCCGAGUCGCAGGUAGCCACCUUCACGGGGCCGAAGCAGAACCCGGGCCUGUACGAAGCAUUCAAAAGCGCGGGGGCCGACCAGCUCGUCCAGAAGAUCGACAUCAACCUGGAGGAGAACGCCAUGAAGGCCUGGAUUGUGCGCAUGUUCAUGUGGCGCAUGCGGGCGAAGCUGCCCGAGGCCCAGCACGAGCGCUAUUUCCUCGUGCGCAAGGGCGUCACGGACGGGCUGAAGGAGGCCAUCGGCAUGAUGAACAGCAAAGUUGGCUACGUCUAUCUACUGGACGAGAAUUGUCGCAUUCGCUGGGCGGGCAGCGGUCCGGCCGAGGAGCACGAGCUGGAAGCCCUCAAUAAUGGCGUCCGCAAGCUGCUGCAGGAGCGGCGGAUCAGCAUUGAAUCUGAGCUGCCAGCGCAGGAAUGGACGAGUAGCCCGGACCAAGGGGGCGUCCAGAAACCGCGUGUUGUCAUGUCGUGA